AUGUACGAGGACGGCUGGUACAGCUUCGUGCCGGAGCUUAGCAGCAGCAGCAACAACAACAGAAACGAGACGUCCAAUGGCAGGCCUCGCGGGCACCAGCGCAAGGAGUCGCUUCUACAGCAGCCCAAUGAGGCCAACAACAUUGCCGAGAUUCUUGAAGAUGUUCUAGAGGAAGCAGAGCACACAAAUGACCCUCCCGAACCCACAUUGCUCCGACGAGCUGCCUCAUACUCCGAUUUCUACCGUGUUGUCAGAGCGGAGCUUUUCAAAGAUGCCCCUCGCAGGCCGCGGCGGAAGGUUGACAGGAAGAGCAGGAACUGGGAGGCAUUGACGCUUUUCAACGAAGAGUCUACAUCUUAUCAGUAUUACCAGAGGGAAGAGGUGUCUUCGAAGUCUCUGGAUCACCUACUCUUGGAAGAAAGCCAGCAGGAAUAUCUGCUGUAUCGCGACCAAUUGAAGAUGACCGAGCGCCACCUUGAAGGCUUAAUCGACAAUGCCAACGAUACCUUGAAGCUAUUGACCACUUUGUCGCAAUCAUUUCUGUCUGUUGAGGCUCAGACCUCGACUUUCCAGGCUCAGUGUGAAGAGCUCCUGACGGAACAGCGGCGAUUGGAGAAACUCGCCGAUGAGGUCGGAACAGAUCUCUACUACUACGCCUACCUAGAAAAAGCCACAAGGCGUCUGAACGCUCCCGGGGCCGGCCGCUUAAUAGAGGAUGACGAUUUCAGUGAGAUGGUGGAGAACAUUGACUCUUGCAUCAAAUUCAUGACUACCCAUGAGAAUUACCGAGAACGCGACUCAUACCUAGCACGAUAUAGCGCCUUGCUUACCAAAGCCUUGCAUCUUCUUGACCAUGGUUUCAAUAGCUCUUUGGAGAAGGUCUCCAGUGACAUUGCUCGACAAAUUACGGCUACAAAAUCAGAGUCCGCCCGCCACGCUCUAGCUUACGGGAGAUUCGAAGAGAUGAUGGCAGAUUCUUAUUCUUUGCUGCCAAAUACCCGAAGAAUAGUUCGAUCGGCCUACCAUGCGUAUGGACAGCCAGUUGAAGUUACCGCAACCUCUGCGACAUACGUCAGUACUGUUAACACCAUUUUCCGAACAUAUUUCACCACCCGCGACCGCGAUUUGAAAGUAAUGGCGCAACAUGAUCUGGACGAAUACCAGAAAGAAGUAAAAAGUCUGUCAGUCGAGACAGCUUCCAGAAACUUCAUCAAACAGUUAUUCGAGCGGAUGUAUAGCGAAGACGUUCUUUUCACUAAAAUUUUCAACAUCGAACUCGCAUGGAGCCCUCUUCCGGAGUCGGCUUUCCAAGCUGUCAAGCUGGUCAACACCACAAUGGUUCAUCCUGGCAACAUCGUGCCGCUAGCGACGAACCUACAGGCCGUCUUCCAGAACGCUCAACUCACAGAAACGUGCAGUAUAGUUGGCUGGCUGGCUAAUGAAUACGCCGUGGCGGACUUGGAUGAAGAUGAAUCUCUGUCUUUCAGAAAGUAUCGGGAAUAUGCCGCCAGGCUGCUCGCAGACCACCUGUGGCCAUUUACAGACAACUUAUUUGAAGCCGAAAUCGUGAAAUCGAUUACCAAGGCCCCGACACAGGAUGGCUCUUUGAAGAUCAGCCCUGUUGUAGACGGAGUGGCGUCUUCAAACGCAUAUCCCUUGGUAAAACGAGCGAUUGAGCUUCUUGCCAUGUUUGAUCGAGCAAUGCCUAAAGAACGAUCUGCCAAGAACAGUCCCGUGGUAUUCAAAAUUGUGCGAGAAACAAUUCAGAUUCUUCAGCGGGCCGAGGCUAGGAUCAAGUCGCUUAAAACCGAUACCGACCCAGAUCUCUUCAUGGUCAAGAAUUUACUCAUUAUCAAAAAUGAGCUAGUGUCACUUGAGAUUGGUGACAUACGAAGUCAACCUCCAGCCAUGCAGCAUUUUGGGCAGAUCUGGGAUACUCUGAGUCCUCAGAACUGGGUAGGCUUUUUUGGAAGCGUUAUCAGUGGUAAUCUCUGGUCUCGAGGUGCACCUUCGGUCACAGCCAAGACGCUAACGGUAGAAGACAUGAGCGAGCAGCUAGACGAGCUUCUACGCCAGUCGAUUUACGCAUUCACAAAACGAUGGGCUUCCCUCAUCAAUGACUCCCAGAGCAGAAAAGUAGGAGUGAGGCCAAUAGCCAAGGUGGAGGCUGAUCUUGAAAACAUUCUCCAAACAGCGUUCAGCAACCAGCCUGAAGUAAUUGCGAAGCUGAAAGAAGCCAUUCAGCUCAACGCACAAGCACAGACAGAUGCAAAGAAUGCAGACAACGGGGCACGGAGAUACUAG
Molecule: messenger RNA, 2304 nt
Organism: Trichoderma gamsii
Lineage: Eukaryota; Fungi; Ascomycota; Sordariomycetes; Hypocreales; Hypocreaceae
Exons: 5
Coding region: 1-2304 (767 amino acids)
Biological process (GO): autophagy; Golgi organization; intra-Golgi vesicle-mediated transport
Cellular component (GO): cis-Golgi network; membrane; COG complex
Source: RefSeq, a predicted model, not a curated record